Messenger RNA from Choloepus didactylus (southern two-toed sloth), 2543 nucleotides. RefSeq names its product prolyl 4-hydroxylase subunit beta (gene P4HB). Bases 106 to 1638 code for a protein of 510 amino acids. The transcript is spliced from 11 exons. Gene Ontology annotation, molecular function: protein disulfide isomerase activity. The record is from RefSeq and is a predicted model, not a curated record. Gene Ontology annotation, cellular component: endoplasmic reticulum; external side of plasma membrane. NCBI's taxonomy places the organism in Eukaryota, Metazoa, Chordata, Mammalia, Pilosa, Megalonychidae. Gene Ontology annotation, biological process: protein folding; response to endoplasmic reticulum stress.
GGCCCAGCGUUUAUAAAGACGAGGCCGGCGCUCGGCGCGCGCUCUGGUCACCUCGGCUGUCCCGGCGGCGCCCCCUCCCCGCCCCGCCGGCCCCGCCGCCCCGACAUGCUGCGCCGCGCUCUGCUCUGCCUCGCCCUGGCCCUGGCGGCCGGGGUCCGCGCCGACGCCCCCGAGGAGGAGGACCACGUCCUGGUGCUGAAGAAGGACAACUUCGAGGCGGCGCUGGCGGCCCACAAGUACCUGCUGGUGGAGUUCUAUGCCCCUUGGUGUGGUCAUUGCAAAGCCCUGGCCCCCGAAUAUGCCAAAGCAGCCGGCAAACUGAAAGCAGAAGGAUCCGAGAUCAGACUGGCGAAGGUCGACGCCACGGAAGAGUCUGAUCUGGCUCAGCAGUACGGCGUCCGCGGCUACCCCACGAUCAAGUUCUUUAAGAACGGAGACACGGCUUCCCCCAAAGAGUACACAGCUGGCAGAGAAGCAGACGACAUUGUGAACUGGCUGAAGAAGCGCACGGGCCCCGCUGCCACGGCCCUGGAAGAUGGGGCGGCCGCCGAGUCCCUGGUCGAGUCCAGCGAGGUGGCGAUCAUUGGCUUCUUCAAGGAUGUGGAGUCUGACUCCGCCAAGCAGUUCUUAUUGGCAGCAGAGUCUGUUGAUGACAUACCAUUUGGAAUCACUUCCAACAGUGACGUGUUCUCCAAAUACCAGCUCGACAAGGAUGGGGUUGUCCUCUUCAAGAAGUUUGAUGAAGGUCGGAACGUCUUUGAGGGGGAGGUCACCAAGGAGAACCUGCUGACCUUCAUCAAGCACAACCAGCUGCCGUUGGUCAUCGAGUUCACGGAGCAGACGGCCCCGAAGAUUUUUGGAGGUGAGAUCAAGACUCACAUCCUGCUGUUCCUGCCCAAGAGUGCAGCUGACUACGACGGCAAGCUGAGCAACUUCAAGAAGGCAGCGGAGAGCUUCAGGGGCAAGAUCCUGUUCAUCCUCGUCGACAGCGGCCACGGCGACAACCAGCGCAUCCUCGAGUUCUUUGGGCUGAAGAAGGAGGAGUGCCCGGCCGUGCGCCUCAUCACACUGCAGGAUGAGAUGACCAAGUACAAGCCCGAGUCCGAGCAGCUGACGGCAGAGAGGAUCAUGGAGUUCUGCAGCCGCUUCCUGGAGGGCAGGAUCAAGCCCCACCUGAUGAGCCAGGAGCUGCCCGAGGACUGGGACAAGCAGCCUGUCAAGGUGCUGGUCGGGGAGAACUUUGAGGAGGUCGCUUUUGAUGAGAAGAAGAACGUCUUCGUGGAGUUCUAUGCCCCGUGGUGUGGGCACUGCAAGCAGCUGGCGCCCAUCUGGGACAAGCUGGGGGAGGCGUACAGGGACCAUGAGAGCAUCGUCAUCGCUAAGAUGGACUCGACGGCCAACGAGGUGGAGGCGGUCAAAGUGCACAGCUUCCCUACACUCAAGUUCUUCCCUGCGAGCACAGACAGAACGGUCAUUGAUUAUAAUGGGGAGCGGACACUAGAAGGUUUCAAGAAGUUCUUGGAGAGCGGUGGGCAGGACGGGGCAGGCAGCGAUGACGAUUUAGAAGAUCUCGAAGAAGCUGAAGAGCCUGACAUGGAGGAAGACGAUGACCAGAAAGCUAUGAAAGAUGAGCUGUAAUGAGCAGCCAGACUGGGACCCCGAACGUGACACCCCUCGGCGGGCCACACACCCCAGCAGAUGCCCCCAGACCUGCAGCUCCCGCACGGCGAGGGCACCUGUCGGAAACCCAGGGACUUCGCUCACAUAACACUUCGUCCUCUGAUACACGUGUGAAUUUAAAUGUUUCUUUUGCUUUUCAAAUUUUGGAAAGGGAUUUGUCUCCAGGCCAGCCCAUUUUGGUGGACUCUUUUUUGCUUUUUUCUUUUUUAAAUCGUGAUGUACUUUUUUGUACAUGGUUUUUUGUCCAGAGCGCUCGCUAAAAUGUUUUGAAGUCUCACGCUGGAAACGCUUUCCUCCUGAUGGAGAGGUUUACGCUAUCGCUUUUAAGUUUCUCCUGUGGGGUGAAGCGUUUUCGAUGUCAGCUGUUGUCACCUUGGUCGAGCUCCCCUGGAAGCUCCUGCUCCCCACAUGGGGAGAGGACACCCCAGCCGGACACAGCCACCCCCCUCCUCCUGCAGUGUCAGGGCGUCUGGACCUGGGCCUCGCGUUUUCUGGCUCGGUGGAGACUUCCGGAUCUCUGCUGGAGGGUGACCCCCACCGUGUAGGGAGAAGGGGAGGGAGCUGUGGGCCACAACCCAGGACGGGCCUAAGGCAGUGUCCCUCUCCUCCUCAGGCCAGGGCUCCUUGCCCUUCUGUCCGUCCUGGGGCGGCUGGGAUGGGUGCACGCUGUGAACAGAUGCAGGGUUCCCACUCCUCCAAGCGAGGCGGCUGGGGCCUGCCGGGGCACAGGGUGGGAGCUCAGGUUCAAGGCCAGGAGGUGGCUCUGGGUGCCAGAGCUGCACGGCGACAGCCGUCCUCCAGGCCCCUCUGCCACAACAUUGGAAUUGAACGCAUCGGCCAAAUAAAGUUGAAAUUAUACUCUC